ACCAACUUAAUUGACUGUAUAUGUAACAUAUAUGACCACAAUUGCAUCCAUAAAGCAUUUGCUUUCCAAUUUGCAAUAUCACAAGUAAAUUUCAGAAAAAAAAAAAAAAAGAAACUCAUGGAGAAGGGAAAGAAGCCAAUCCAAGAAGAAGAAAAUGGUUUUUUUUCUUUAAAGAAUUAUCAGCCUAAUGUUGCCUCUUCAUCAUCAGAGCCUCCAUUGAAGAAGUUCGAUACUGUAUUUGAACAACCAGACUCAGCAGAAGGGACAGUGGUUUUGGAUGCGACGGAGCAGACUGUUGACAAUGGCGAGGAAGACCUCUUUUCCAAAUCCCCGACGACCGAUUCUGUUGAUGAUUCCCUAGCAGGGACCACCAAAUCUCCGGUUACACCGUCACCAAAUCCUGCAUCAGUGACAGUAGCACAGGUUGACAAGGUUAUCAUGGAGCAAAUUGCUGUUCAAGGAACAGUUGUCUCAGCAGCCCCACCGGCACAAUUGGCAUCAGCUUCCGUAGGCAAGCCAUUUGAACACAGGAAAGCCAUGCUUCCUCAAGAGCUUGAAAACAUUGCAAAAACUGAUCCUAAGAGGGCAGCAAGGAUUAUGGCAAAUCGGAGGUCAGCUAAGAGGUCCAAGGAGAAGCAGAAGCUGUAUACCUUCACGCUUGAACAUACGUUAAAGAAGUUGAAAUCUCAAGCUGCUCAGACAUCAGCUCGAUUGGCCAUAUUGGGGACAGAGACUAAAUCCUUGAUUUAUGAAAAUUCCAAACUCAAAGAUCAUGCAAAGGUCGCUAAGAAAAUGAUUGAGAAGCAAGAAUCAAAAAAUAAUGAUAUCAGAAAGGAGAUUCAGUUUUAUAAACAUUUUCUAGCUAGACAAAUGCGUGCUGCAGUUGGUGGAACCCCGAUCAACUUAAAUAUUAAUGCACCUUCAGUUAACGCUCUAUCCAUGGCUGCCCAACAAGGCUUGAAUGUUCUGACUCAGAGCACCCGCCUGCACCGUGGAUUGCAGCAUGGUUUUCAACAGCAGCGAGCUGGACAAGCUCGCCAGCCACAGCACCAUCAAAAUCACUAUCUGAUGCGCAAUGUGCAGGUGUGGCCUAGACAUGUUCGAGAAUAGAAUUAAGCUAAUAUUGGAGUAAGAACUACACAUUGAAGAAAAAACUUGGAAUAACAGAUGCCGGCUUUCCUUUUGUCUUCUUAGUUAUGUGUGAAGUUUAAAUUUCUGAAGAAUCUGUGUGUUUGAUUUGAUGUAAAGAGUGCUAGAUUAUUGAGAACUUGGCUUUAAUUCCUUAAUUGUGUUUUUUGUGCUUUUCUCCUCUUCCUUUGGAAAUUA
Messenger RNA from Durio zibethinus, 1326 nucleotides. RefSeq lists its product as uncharacterized. NCBI's taxonomy places the organism in Eukaryota, Viridiplantae, Streptophyta, Magnoliopsida, Malvales, Malvaceae. Gene Ontology annotation, molecular function: DNA-binding transcription factor activity. Gene Ontology annotation, cellular component: nucleus. Gene Ontology annotation, biological process: regulation of DNA-templated transcription. The record is from RefSeq and is a predicted model, not a curated record.